AUGACCACUAUGAUGUACGGCGGGGACGACAUUUGGACAGGGACUCCAUCUUAUGACGCUUCAGCUAUGCUAUCCCAAACACUAUGUAACAUUGCCGACUCGGCUGCUGCUCUUCGAGAGAUUAAGUUUGCGACAGAUAUUCUAUGUGUUAACCUAUCUACCGGUGACCCUGAAUAUCUUUAG
Penicillium atrosanguineum is the source of this 183-nucleotide messenger RNA. RefSeq lists its product as uncharacterized. The coding region runs from base 1 to 183 and encodes 60 amino acids. The transcript has 2 exons. The record is from RefSeq and is a predicted model, not a curated record. Lineage: Eukaryota; Fungi; Ascomycota; Eurotiomycetes; Eurotiales; Aspergillaceae.